AUGUGGUGUCAUUUAACCAGACGUACAAGAAGCGAUAUUCUUUGUUCAUUUGUCUCUCGCUCGCCCAGAGACCUGCCCGGCUUUGCGACUGGUCGCGGCAAUGUGCCCCUGUCGUCAACUGACAGUUUCCCUCGGUCUCCCAUGGGCUUGCCGGAUCCAAGGUUGAUUCCAUGUGUUGGGACUCAAAUCGCCUCCGUGUCAAGAAAGUUCAUUAAACAUUCAGCAGCCACUCCCUUUCGUACCAACAGGCAGCGGCUAAGUCCAUGUUCUAACAAAACCUCUGCCACGGGUUACCGGCCGACUCAACAUGGAGGUAUGCCCGAUGGGGUGUCGACGGUCUUGCGUCUCCGAUUUGGCCAUCAACUUUACACAAGUCUGUGUGAAGAGAGCCUCAGAUACCCGGUUUGCAUGACACAGGAACAUGCAUUCAUAGGAGUGGAGCCGCAUUAA
Messenger RNA from Protopolystoma xenopodis, 450 nucleotides. Lineage: Eukaryota; Metazoa; Platyhelminthes; Monogenea; Polystomatidea; Polystomatidae. The record is from the annotation of a GenBank genome assembly.